This is a messenger RNA of Neoarius graeffei (lesser salmon catfish), 7554 nucleotides long. Its product is annotated as transient receptor potential cation channel subfamily V member 1-like. The record is from RefSeq and is a predicted model, not a curated record. Bases 200 to 2524 code for a protein of 774 amino acids. Lineage: Eukaryota; Metazoa; Chordata; Actinopteri; Siluriformes; Ariidae. Gene Ontology annotation, cellular component: membrane. Gene Ontology annotation, molecular function: protein binding; calcium channel activity. Gene Ontology annotation, biological process: calcium ion import across plasma membrane. The transcript has 16 exons.
UACUUGCGAAUGGUUACUUCUUCUUGUGCCUCAUUUUCAACAAGCGGAAGGCUGAGUUUCAGAAAGAAAGAUGCUGUUAUGAAGUGAAAGAUGCAUGUUAACACAGUUGGGGACCAAAUUACAUUACGUUUCAGCACAGAUUGGAUAUUUUACUGAAAAUUCAAAUUGCUAAAGACAACAAGGAAUUAUAAGGAAAAGUAUGGAAUCAUUUUCUUUGGAGACAGAUGACAGGACAGAUGAGGAGAGGGCUAAGGCCAAAGCGAUGAGAAAGGAUCGACAUGCAGGUGGAAAGGAUAAAGCACCAAUGGACACUGACCUUGCAGAGGACCAUGGUGAAAUUUCUUGCCAAGUCAAAUUCAACCUGAGAUUUUCUGACAACAUACAAGGGAUUAAAGCCAAACCAGAUCACGAGAAGUUUGACAUCAACAGGCUUUUUGAUGCUGUGGCCAGUGGUGAUGUCACUAGGCUGGAGGGCCUGGAGGAGUAUUUGUGUAAAACAAACAAGAAGCUGACAAACAGUGAAUAUCGACCCAAUGGGAAGACGGCUCUGAUGAAGGCUCUGCUAAACCUGAAAGAUGGAAAUAACAAAACAGUGGAGCACUUGCUGGGUAUUGCGGAGAGACUGAAACAUCUGGAUAAGUUAGUGAAUGCAGCAUAUACAGAUGAUUACUAUGAAGGACAGACAGCUCUUCAUAUAGCCAUUGAGAGAAGAAAUAAGUACUUUACUAAGCUGCUCAUUCAGAAAGGGGCUAAUGUCCAUGCAAAGGCCUGUGGAACAUUCUUCCAGCCACUUAGUGAAACAUGUUUCUACUUUGGGGAGCUUCCACUUUCUCUGGCAGCGUGUACUAAUCAGAAAGACAUGGUGGACCUGCUGAUGGAUAAAGCAGACGUGAGGUAUACGGACACUCUGGGCAACACAGUUCUCCAUGCUCUUGUGAUGGUGGCUGAUAACAGUCCUGAAAAUACAGACUUUGUCAAAUCCAUGUACGACCACAUUCUUACCAAAGAUGCUGUUAAGAAUCCUGAAGAAAAGAAGCUGGAGGACAUCGAGAACGAUGAAGGAUUUACUUCUAUAAAGCUGGCUGCAAAGCUAGGAAAGAUUGGGCUUUUUGAACACAUUCUGCAUCGCGAGUUCCAUGAAGACGAGUGCAGGCAUCUGUCACGAAAGUUCACAGAGUGGGCAUAUGGCCCAGUGCAUGCUUCACUAUACGACCUGGACUCUGUUGACACCUACGAGCCAAACUCUGUCCUGGAGAUAGUUGUUUAUGGCACAGAAAUACCUAAUCGUCUCAAUAUGCUCCAAAUUGAACCACUUAAUCAACUGCUGGAAGACAAAUGGAACAGAUUUGCCUACCGGAUAUUCUUGGUCAAGUUUAUUUUUUAUCUCAUGUAUCUCACCAUCUUCACAGCUGUUUCUUAUAACCGUCCAGAAGGAAAACCCCCAUUUUCAAUGGCAACCUAUGUUGAGGAAAAUGGUGCAGGAAUUAUUCCUUAUGGCUACUUAACGCUUGCCGGAGAGGUCAUCAUGACUAUUGGAUCACUCUACUUCUUUGUUACUGUGCUGGUGGAUAUAAAGAAAAAGCGGCCAAGUCUAAAAACACUGCUGGAAGAUGGGUAUUCGGAGGUGCUUUUUUUAUUCCAGGCUGUGCUCUUUCUAAUCUGUGUGGGGCUGUAUUUCAACGGGAAGCUGGAGUAUCUUGCCUUCCUGGUGCUCAGUGUGGCUCUGUGCUGGAUUAAUCUGCUCUACUUCUCUAGAGGAACCCAACACAUGGGCAUCUACAGCGUUAUGAUUCAGAGGAUGAUCCUUGGCGACAUCUUGCGCUUCCUCUUCGUCUACAUGGUCUUCCUCUUUGGAUUUUCAGCAGCUGUGGUGACUCUACUCAAAAGUGACUCUCAAGUCCCGAAUAACAGCACGAAAGGAAGGUCUCUGUUUUCGAAUUUUGAGACAGGCACAACAGAAGGCUGCAAAAAACCCACCUUUAAAACCAUUGCCUUCACCACUAUGGAGCUAUUUAAGUUCACUAUAGGCAUGGGCGACCUGGAGUUCACGGAGGACUACGAGUAUAAACACGUAUUUUAUGUGCUGCUCAUAUCCUACAUUGUGCUCACGUACAUUCUGCUGCUGAAUAUGUUAAUUGCUCUAAUGAGCAAGACUGUGGAGAAGAUGUCCAAGGAAAGCACCAGUAUCUGGAAACUACAGCGUGCCAUCACCAUCUUGGAUCUGGAGAGAUAUGCAUGCUGUCUGAAGGCAAAGUUGCGUUCAGGAGUGAAGAGGAACCUGGGCAAGAAAGAGGAGGACUGGCGCUGGUGUCUCAGAGUGGAAGAAGUCAAUUGGAAAAAAUGGAACCGCAACUUGGGCAUCAUCAGCGAGGAUCCUGGAGAAUACAACACAGUAAUACAAACUGAACGUCAAACAGAGCACAGCCGGCGUGGGUUCCUGCGUGAAAUCAGCCGACGGAGGCCCCCCACUCGUGUACCCCUGGCAAGCCAGGAGACAGAACGCCUGGCAUUUAGUCCAGUGUAACAGAAUUGGAAACGAUAGAAAAUAUAUUUGAGCGCUCAUCCAAACUGUAUUUAGCCCACAAGAUGUGCCAUUUUGGAGACACCCAGACCCAGUCAUCUCGCCAUCACAAUUUGGCCCUUGUCAAAGUCGUUCAGAUCCUUACGCUUGCCCAUUUUUCCUGCUUCCAACACAUCAACUUCAAAAACUGACUGUUCUCUUGCUGCCUAAUAAUAUAUCCCACCCCUUGACAGGUGCUGCUGUAAUGAGAUAACAUUGAUUAUUCACUUCACCUGUCAGUGGUCAUAAUAUUAUGGCUGAUCAGUGUGUUUAAUAUAUACAUAAAACAGUUAUUCCAUGAAAUCGAGUUGUACAUGAGCUGAUAGCUGAUGAGGUGCAUAGCACCAAGUUGGCUAUAAGCUGUGUACAACGAGAUUGAGUGGAAUAACUGUUUUAUUCUAUCCACAUUCACUGAAUUUUGAAAAAUGGAGCAUUUUUAUUUUUAGCAACUUCGAUCAAUAAAAACUUUAUACAAAACGUCUGACAAAAUAAUUUCCGCUUAAAAUGCAAAAAAAAAGAAAACAACAAAAACGGUGAAACGACAGGAGCAAUUUAUGAAACAUGCUAUAAUCAUUAUUCUUGAAAAAUAAAAAUACAUUCUUAUCAUCAAAUACUUUUACUGCUUUUUUUGUAUUUUUUGGGUUUUAUUUUCGAGUAGUUUUUAUUUCGUCCUCAGUUGGUUCAGUAACGCGCCGCCAUUUUCUUUUCUUCUUUUUUGGCGGUUUGGCACCACCGACUGGGCUGGAGUGUAGAACAAGAGAUAUGGGGUGGGGGGAAACUAAUAUUCUUUUAUUUAGCUAUUUCUGUUUCUUUUAAAUACUUGAUAAAGUGAUAUAUCUGACUUGACGCACUCUGCCAUUUUGUUUUUCUCUAUUCGCGGUAUAUGAGCUGAUAUCCUAGUAGUAGAGUAGCCAAUCAGACUGCCUGAUUGCUCAUAUCCAAUGAAAAAAAAAAUUAUAUAACACACAACUAGCACUGACAAAAUGUUUUCUAUAUUCAGCCACUAAUGAUAAUAGCCAAUAGAGGUCAGCAACUAACAGCUCACAAGACAAACCCAGUUGAAACGGCCAACUGGUGAAACAGAAGUCUUUCCCCUUCAUAAGCAGUGUUCAUUUAUUUCAGUUAAAAUCAUCACAAACAAACUAACACUAUUUCAGUGAUUUUUUUUACUACUACUACAGUAAUAAUAAUAAUAAUAAUAAAAAUAAAAUUAUUAUUUUUAUUAUUAUCUUCUAAACAUAACAUCAAGAUUUGCACUGUAAUCCAACAACUUUGCCUGGAAUGAAGCAGGAAAAAUGGAAGAAGCUCUCAUAGUAGCAUUCGAACAUAUACACAUUACAUUAAUUUAAUGUCCUGUCAUUGCAUGUUGGUGGAUUACAAAUUGGCAGGAAGCUACAAGGUAGUGGAUAGAGCAAUUUGUACAGGCCACUUUGUGUAUGUAAUGCAUCCUUUGGUUAACUAAUACUAACCAAACGUAGGAUAGAUAGCAAGUGUACUAGAUAGCUGUAACUUACAUCUAUACAUUUUUAUUUUUAAAAAAUAUUUUAUACCUAGGAUUUGAUUUCAAAUCUCAAAAUGAAAUGUAAACGCACUGUUAGUACAUUGGUGAUUACGUAGACAUAUAAACAUAGACGCCGCAUUGAGCUGGUGGCCCGUUGCUGGGAUACGUCAGAGUGUCCGCCAUAUUGGAUGUGGCAAAUCUUCCCUGUAAACCAAUGCAAGUAAAUGGACUGAACUUCAUAAAGCCCCUUUCUACAAUAAUAUUUAACUCGAUGCCUUUUAUUCACCCAUUAAGACACACACGUAUAUAUUUGGGAAACAAACAGGCAUCAAAACAACACAUAUAACUUUUAAUGUGAUGGUUAUAAAUAGUGUGCGAAAUACCCUGUACACUGCAAACUAGCGACAGAUACGCGAUAGAUAGCUCAGGUAAGCUAAUCAGUCAGCAUACCGUAGCAAGCUACCAAAACCUGAGGCCACAAUAACCAACCUACAAGACUGAAUAUGAUAAAUGAUGGAAAUAGUGGGGAAAAACUGGAAAUAGUGAAUGAAAAUAAAAAUGUACUGUUUUAUUUAUUGAGUCACCACACAGACCUACUCUCGUUGAAUAAAGUGAGCUGAAUGACCGCCAAACUGAGUUCGGCCAGGUUCUAACGUCAUACCAAAACAAAAUACAUCACUGAUUCCUUCACAUUCAGAAAGGUUAAAAACAUUCAUCAUACGUUCAAAAACGCUCAUCAUAGUGUGGCACUGUAUUCUCUAAUUCUCACUGCUUAUAACUCUACACCUCCCCGGUGGAGAUGAGCUGGGAAACUGAAUACUGAAGGAACAGCUCCCUCUCUGAUCCUGACUGUCUGACCUGUUCUGUCAAAAUCCUCCGUUCUGAAGUGUUCACUGCAGAGCAUGGAUGACGGAGUAGCAGAAAACCCUUCCCGUCUCACAGCUGUCUCCCACUGCUUUUUCAUGUCUUUAUUUUUGGGAAACCUACAUAGUAUGUGAAAAGUUAGCUAAGCAACUAACAACAAUCAGCGUAGUUACGAAGGAAAUACUUCGUUGUUUGGAGACAGGUUUCACCGAGCGGCUAUUAUGUGCGAGACUUCAUAUUAGCCGCAAAGUCAGAAAAAUCUGUUCAUAAAAUUACGUUAUAAUGACCAAAUACAAUGAAAAGUAUUUUUCCAGUCUCACCUGUGAAAGGUAAUCCCAUGUGAUCUCGUUUGGACGGUAAACCUGUUGGUACAGUUAAACGCAGCACAUGAAUGAGGCAUCUUUAUUCUCGGCUACUGUCUAGACGCUAUACCAGAGACGGUUGAAGAAUCUCCACUUUGCCACAUCCAAUAUGGUGGCGAGGAUGACGUAUGAUUUUACACAGAAGGCGGCGUCUAUGUUUAUAUGUCUAUGGGUGAUUAUAUCAAAAUAACAUGGCACCUACUGGACAUUAAUUUGAGUGCUCAGGCUUGUCAAAGUGUGGAAAGUGUUACCACAGCAGUUUUUCCCACAUCCUUUUAAGCAAUAUGGGAAUGAAAAACUCUGGAAAAUCUGAAUUAGUUUGGGACACAUAAUGGGCAAGUGUUACUGCAUGAAAUAUCAGAUCCAAUCCUGUUACAGUACGCAAAUUCAGGCCAUGCAACAUCAGGAUUAUAGAUGGAAGGUAGUCGAUUUGCACGGUUAAUAGUGUCUCGAAAUGCAUGGUCAGAGAAUCUGAAAUAACUGAUGAACUUGGAGGCACAUCUUUCAUUUAAAGUUUUUGCUAACUUAAAUGUAGGUCACUUUAAUUUUAAAUGCAAGUUAAAAUCAGUAUGUCAAUGUUGAUAUUGUCUUCAACUGUGUUUUUGAAGAUUAGGAUGCUAUUUAAAUGGACAUUUCUUGUUAAUUUUUUUUUAAUGUAAAGUUUCUUUGUAAAACAGAAAUGUUAUUCUUAGCCACACGAUGAAAAUAUUAUAGCCUACUCAAUGAUGCAUAUGGAAAUUAAGCAUGAUGUAUGUUUGAUAUGAAUACUGUGAUUUUUCAACAUGCAAAUUGUACACUUGCAGUAAAUGUUGAUGAUUAGCCAAUAGGCUAUAAAGAAUGGCCUCAUUGUGCACAGUGAAGUUAAUGGAAGUCUUGGUCAUGCUGCCCUCUUGUGGUAUGGUGGAGCUGCUGCUUGCAAGUCCUUGGAAAGGACAUAAUGGGUGCUUUUAAAGUUAUUUGUCUUUCUGAGUGGGUGGCACGGUGGUGUAGUGGUUACAGCAAGAAGGUCCUGGGUUCGAGCCCAGCGGCUGGCGAGGGCCUUUCUGUGUGGAGUUUGCAUGUUCUCCCCAUGUCUGCGUGGGUUUCCCCCGCAGUCCAAAGACAUGCAGGUUAGGCUAAUUGGUGGCUCUAAAUUGACCGUAGGUGUGAAUGUGAGUGUGAAUGGUUGUUUGUCUUUGGUGGGGUUUACAUUAGACCGUAUCAGCGGAUCAUCAGAUUAACGUUUGUAAAACGAUUCGCGUGCACACAGCAACGCCAAUACACGGAUACGCUCGGCUCCACAGGCAUCCUGCGCUCCAAAUCACUCCGCCCUGAACAGCGAGUGCCCUCUGGAGGGUGCGCAAUCCGGCCCUGCGCAGCUCACAGAGCGCGCGAGUGAAGCGCACGAGCAGUGAUUCGGGACUGAGCCUCUGUGUGUGUGAUCCCAGUGCAUAUCGGGCAUGCGCGUCACUUACCACUUGCAAGUGGAAGGAUGGCAAGCCUAAAGACAAUCAUAACUACACAAUGGGCAGUAUUUGCAUCAGUAUUUUCAUACUUUUAUACUCUUUAAUGAAAGGUGAUACAAGGCGGAAGUCCGCGCCGUUUUUCAGCAGUCGCGUCACAUGACCAACGCCAGCGAAUCAGGAAGGUGGAUGUCACAGUGACGUUGUCCAAUGAUGAUGCCAGGUAGAGCUCAGCACAGCGUAUCCGCGUAUUCUCAAUGUUUACACAGCACCGGACCAGACACGAUCUGGAUUGAAUACGUGGACCCUGGCGGAUUCCCGUUUCCCGGCGUUUCCAGGCGUUUUAAUGUAAACGGACAGUGCAUCCGCAAAGAAAACGAGACAGAUACGGUCUAAUGUAAACUUGGCCUUUGUGUCAGCCCUGCGAUAACCUGGCGACUUGUCCAGGGUGUACCCCGCCUCUCGCCCAUAGUCAGCUGGGAUAGGCUCCAGCUUGCCUGCGACCCUGUAGGACAGAAUUAGUGGCUACAGAUAACCAAUGGAUCGAUGGAUGUUGUUCUGAGCUGCUGUGAUAUACGUUUAUUCAUUGGUUUCUUGGUCGUCAACCAUGCAAUCUCUCAAAUAUGGUUAGACAUUAACCUGUUAUGGUUUCAUCUUUUCAAGAAAUCUUUUACAUACAUAGAUACAGUACAUGAAAUCUCCAUCUAUGACCAAUACUGGAAAUUGUGUAGAAAGAGAAUCCACCUAGCUCUCUAAAACGAAUCUGAUUCAUAUUAUUGAUGCAAUUAUGACUCAUUAAAAUGAAAUAAACCUCCACUCAGAAAA